This is a messenger RNA of Wasmannia auropunctata (little fire ant), 1160 nucleotides long. RefSeq lists its product as uncharacterized. The transcript is spliced from 5 exons. Bases 204 to 1049 code for a protein of 281 amino acids. The record is from RefSeq and is a predicted model, not a curated record. Lineage: Eukaryota; Metazoa; Arthropoda; Insecta; Hymenoptera; Formicidae.
AUACAUAGAUAAACAUUCCGGAUUAAUUCCGAACGUGACGGAUUCCUGAAGUGAUCAAUUCGUCGUUGUCGUUGUCACGAUCAUCUCAUCCCAGGUUUCCGCUGGACGGUCUGUGUACACAUCCGCAUACAUCCACGUGUCGUGUCUCGCGUCUCAACUGCAAUUAUUAUUUUGCAUUUCUUUAAAUCACUUUAGAGGCACUCAUGUUUUGUACGUGCGAUCGCUGUAUAUUUGCUCAGGUGAAAAACUCGAUUGCACAAACGCAUCAAGUUUAUUUUUAUCUGCACAGGAUUUUGAUGCUCUUAGAAAAGGAAGUGUAUCGAGUUAAUAAAAUUGUCAAGUGUGAAAAGCUUUGCAUGCCAUGCCGAACGAAGGAUGUUAGACAUUUUCUAAGCGAAGGCCAGAUUUAUCUGAACAUGACGAAUAUUUUGCACGAGCGCAAUCAGAAAAUGUCCAAGAUGUUUGCAAUUAUGUUAAAGGCCAUGGACAUUUACUCGAGGCUGAAGGUGCACCUGCGGGACCAGGUAUUCGAGAGUGGCUGGAAGAGAGAUGAGGAACAGUUUGAUGAGGGAUCGAGCACUUUUAGCGAGGAGGAAGAUGAUGAUUGGGCUUUCGAGAAUUUAAUACCUGUGUACGAUGACUUUGAGCUGGUAAAUUUCGAUUUCGAAGAAGACGAUUUGUGCGGACAUAUUGAUGUUUGCUUCUAUUGUCUUGCCGAGGUGUACCAUCGCAAGUUCUUGUUGGCGAACAUCGAGUCGCUGAUUACGAGAAUCAAGAGUCUAUGGGUUGCGUUCACCGGUAACACCUCGGCAUUGUACGUCAUGUUGUAUCACACGCUGAGAGACUAUUGCAAGAGGGUGAGAUUGUUUCUGCACGAUAACAGGGGAAUCACGGAAUCGAAGCGGGAGAGAUCGUCGCGAGCCCUCGAUAACCGCCACAAAUACGAUCUCCUAGAACGAUUGCUGGCGCGUGUUAGCAAGGAGCAGGAAAAUGUUGCAAAGUACGUGGAUAUGACAUUCAAGGAAGAGAGUGGAAAGUCUAGCAAUUAAUGAUAUGGUACUCUUUAUCACAAUGUCUCGUACAAGAAGACACAAGACUUGUGGAAUAUAUAUAAGCUAGAUAAUAUUUAAAAUGUUUAAAUUGAUAAUAUUUUAUAUUUA